ACAUUUUGAUUUAUUAUUGAAGUAUUGGUCGAAUAACAUGUGUAUAUUAUUUCAAUCGACGUAAUAGUAGUGUAUUGUGAAGUGGCCUAUUUUAUCCAGCUAAUAUAUUGUGCCAAAUGGAUAAAGUUGUGAAACGGCAGCAGUCACCAUGUUUCACGGAAUACCUGUCGCAGGAGGUAUGGGAGGAGGAAGUAAAAUUGUACAAGAAUGCCAGAGAGAGAGAGAAGUUUGACAACAUGGCAGAGCUGUUUGCUGUGGUGAAGACCCUUCAGGCCCUGGAGAAAGCUUACAUCAAAGACUGUGUGACUCCUAAUGAGUACACGGCUGCUUGCUCCAGGCUACUGGUGCAGUACAAGGCUGCUUUCAAACAGGUCCAGGGAUCUGACGUGGGUUCUAUCGACGACUUCUGCAGGAAGUACAGACUUGACUGCCCGCUAGCUAUGGAGAGAAUCAAGGAGGAUCGACCAAUCACCAUCAAGGAUGACAAGGGCAACCUGAAUCGCUGCAUUGCUGAUAUCGUAUCGCUCUUUAUCACGGUGAUGGACAAGCUACGUCUGGAAAUCCGGGCGAUGGAUGAGAUCCAACCAGACCUGAGAGAGCUGAUGGAGACCAUGAACAGAAUGAGCAACAUGCCCCCAGACAAUGAGGCCAAGGACAAAGUCACCCUCUGGUUGACCACUCUCAGCAGCAUGUCAGCCUCUGAUGAGCUGGAUGACUCCCAGGUUCGCCAGAUGCUGUUUGACCUGGAGUCAGCCUACAACGCCUUCAACCGCUUCUUACACUCCUCCUAAUCUACCCAUCAUCCAGGACUGUUCUCACCUUUCUUAUAUCAUUGUACUAUCCCUUCCUCUCCUCUCUCGCUACGUGUCUGAGGUCAUCUCCUCUGUUUGUGGGCUAUACUAUUCAAAGGAAUAAUAUCUUUCUUCCUCCAUCUCUGGUA
Molecule: messenger RNA, 940 nt
Organism: Salvelinus namaycush (lake trout)
Lineage: Eukaryota; Metazoa; Chordata; Actinopteri; Salmoniformes; Salmonidae
Product: vacuolar protein sorting-associated protein 28 homolog
Exons: 9
Coding region: 117-791 (224 amino acids)
Biological process (GO): protein transport to vacuole involved in ubiquitin-dependent protein catabolic process via the multivesicular body sorting pathway
Cellular component (GO): ESCRT I complex
Molecular function (GO): protein-containing complex binding
Source: RefSeq, a predicted model, not a curated record